Protomyces lactucae-debilis is the source of this 1054-nucleotide messenger RNA. RefSeq lists its product as uncharacterized. The transcript has a single exon. The record is from RefSeq and is a predicted model, not a curated record. The coding region runs from base 308 to 781 and encodes 157 amino acids. NCBI's taxonomy places the organism in Eukaryota, Fungi, Ascomycota, Taphrinomycetes, Taphrinales, Protomycetaceae.
AAAUCUUCCAGCUUUGAACAUGGCCUAUAAUUUCGCAAUAGCCUCAAGACUGUCAUGUAGAGCAACCGUUCGAUCCUCGCUCAAAAUCAGAUGCAGCGUAUGCCCAGGCCACACUCUGUCAUGCUGGUUUAGCCUUGCAGCAGCUGAUCUUGCGACCCAAUUCGUUGGGUUGCUUCUUGAGAGGCCCUUUCUAUGCUACCUUGGCGAUGCGUCGCAAGCUGAGAAUUGAAUGCAGCUGCUGUUGGGAAGUGCAACUGUCGGGCUAUAAGAACUUUACUGUGCCAUUUCCUAAGGUCGGCAGAAAGCUAUGAUGCUUCAUUUGCUACUCAUCGGGCUGCAGCUCUCAAUCACAGUUGCAUCUCGACCAUUGAAAGUCAAGAACUUCACUGCAGCAGAUAAUGCUAUGCCGUUGAAGAAGCUGGAACCGCAAAGAGUCUACAACAACGAAGGCGCAUACUAUACGUCUGAAACGUUUCAUACAUGGCUUUGGUGCGACUACAUUGGCAUUAUGCCCGGUCUGCCAGUCAUCUGGUCUUCAAAUGGCCGAUUCCUACUCUGUUAUCCAGAAGAUUACUCUGUCAACGUCUUCCUGCCUGGUCGGCGUCGUUUUUUCUUUGCAAAUUUGACAUCCGAACUGGAAGGCCAGCACGUUGGUCUCUACUGGCUCUGUCAUUGCGACUCAAUGAUUAUCAAUCCUCAACAGGCAAUUUGCCGAGUAGGGAAGCUUGCCAAUAUUGCGUGUCCCGGUCUGAGUUUGAGAAACUAUCGAUUGUUGGCCUAAGGCCGAAUGAAUGUUUGCAGGUGUGGAAACAGCAAAGCUGGACUGGUGGAGAACAUCAUCGAUGAACAGAGCAAGUUGCGGUUCCUCAAAGCAUCCAUAACGACACUGCAUGUAUCCUCUCCCCUUAGAUUUGCAAGCUCGCGAGCUCAAUAUUGAUAUCGCCGGGUUCUUAUCCAGGGCUUUAAUUUUACUAAAUUACCCCUGACUUGUUCGAAACCUUGAUGUAGACCCUGAGCUGCCAGACUCCGGCUAUCUAGCUUGUGCGAAGAAGCC